Messenger RNA from Cercospora beticola, 1624 nucleotides. Its product is annotated as SANT/Myb-like DNA-binding domain-containing protein. The record is from RefSeq and is a predicted model, not a curated record. NCBI's taxonomy places the organism in Eukaryota, Fungi, Ascomycota, Dothideomycetes, Mycosphaerellales, Mycosphaerellaceae.
UUUCUCCACGACAUGUCCCUUUGGAAGCAUGCUACUCUUGCGCAGAGGCAUCCGCGUCUCAUGCCAGAUCCUCUCCACCGAUCUCCGCGCAGUCGUCGCCCGACGUUGGAAUGCGACCGCCAGCGAUGACCUCCGCAGCGAAGGAGAGGCGGUCGACGACCUGCGAAAUUACAAAGUCUGGACAGCAGAGGAGGAGCGCAAGCUACUGGAGCUCCGAGCAUCCGGACUGAUUUCGAGGGAGAUCGGACGAGAGCUGAGGAGGGCAACCACCUCAGUCCGCAGGCGUUUCUGGUUGAUCAGCACGGGCAACGGAGUCGAUAAAAGCCUGGCAGAAAGGGCACAAGAACUCCUCCAGCAACGCAAGCCACCGACUUCGGUCGCGGAGGAAGAGAGGGUGCAGGUGGAGAAGUUGCGGGAUCAGAAUUACAGCAGGAGAAACAUCGCAGCGAAACUAGGCAUGACCAUUGCCAGGGUGAACUAUCUUUUGGCUCCCAACAAACGUGGUACAGGUCUCAGCCGAUAUACGGCAGAAGAGGAUGCAAUGAUUGUGGGCCUGUUGCAAAAUGGUCAGGGCUGGGAUGCGAUUCGCGCGAGACUUCCACACAGAUCACGCAAUUCCUUGUACCUCCGCUGGCAAACAAUCUGCCACAAGCACGCGUUUUGGCAUCAAAUGUCAGAGACAUCGCCAUGUCCUUCCAAAACGCAUCAAUGGACAGAUGAAGAUACUGCACAACUGAAACGACUGUAUGAGCAAGGGACGAGGACACGCAACAUCGCGGAGCGUUUGGGCAGAACCCCCACAGCUGUGCGCUUGAAGAUGUUCAAACUACGCAUGUUAGGAGAGGCGGAGCACAGCGGGCAGUCCAACAAGAAGGGAGUGGGCAGGAAAAGAGCUCCACGCCAGCGUUAUGACGACCCAUGAGGAUGCUUCCACCUCGUGGGCAGGCGAACGACAACAGUCCCAUGCCCUACGUCCUCCAUCUUCACCGACAGGGCCGCCACGGCCUCACAAACGGCAUCCCCGCCAUUCUCCUCAAAAUUCGCGCAUUCUCAAGGUGCAAACUCAGCCUGCCGCGCUCACAGGGGCUCACCGGACCCGCUGCUGAGAGCACUCGAGCAGUGCAUGAUGCCGCGCUUUUGCGAUUCGCUGUCAACUGCCAUCGUUGAGUUUUUUGUUGAGAUGGCGAUCUUAGCACUGCAUUUUCACAAGAUGUGCUGGUCCUGGACUGGCGGAAAUGGCCCAUCGAUGCCGAGUAGCAGGACAUGAUUGGUGGUUCAAUCUCGCAGGGACAGAAGGAUUCCUUCCAGGGCCUGGAUUGGUGAUGCCACUUCACAUCACGCAUUUCACAGGAGCCAUCUGAGACAACCCAUCCUGGAAUGCGACUACAAGUCCCGUGGGCUGUGCAACAGGCCAAAGGGAAGGGAUUAGUGUGACCACGGGUUGUAAGCUGGGCCGCUGACCGGCCCCAAUCGCGACCGCAUUGAGCCUGCCGCGUUUAGCCGUUUCACGAGGCAGUGCUUUAUGUAUACGAGAAAGUCUACAAUACUCAUGCCCCGCCAGACCGGUCAGUGUCUUACAACUAGCUUCAGGCGCAAGAGCGGGUGUCUCAAUGGAGGCACAAUA